This is a messenger RNA of Xenia sp. Carnegie-2017, 1627 nucleotides long. Its product is annotated as steroid 17-alpha-hydroxylase/17,20 lyase-like. Gene Ontology annotation, molecular function: heme binding; iron ion binding; steroid 17-alpha-monooxygenase activity. Gene Ontology annotation, biological process: progesterone metabolic process; hormone biosynthetic process. The record is from RefSeq and is a predicted model, not a curated record. Lineage: Eukaryota; Metazoa; Cnidaria; Anthozoa; Malacalcyonacea; Xeniidae.
AUGGAUUUUGAUGUCCUUCAGAAGGCGUGUGUUCCGUCGAAGUUUCAUCAAAAUCAUGAAAUCUUAAAGAGCGAGACUUCAGUGAAAGAUGCUAUUUACGAUACUCGUCAUUCUAUCAUCAACAGUUUUUUCUUACUGUACAAACUAAGACCAUCAAGACCACCUGGCUUCCCUCCUGGUCCUGCAACCCUCCCAUUUAUUGGUAACCUUCACAAUUUAGGCACUAAACUGCAUCUUCGUCUCGAUCAUCUGAGAGCCAUAUAUGGUCCUGUUUUCAGCAUUUAUCUGGGUCGAACUCCCAUUGUCGUAAUAAAUAGUGUCACUGCAGCCAGAGAGGCACUUCUCGGACAGCGGGAUACUUUCUCCGGUCGACCAUACCCCGAGGAAUUGCCUUAUGGCUGUCAGUUGGUUGGAAAUGGUGGCAAGAAUGUUGGUUUUGGUGAUUUCACAGCGAAAUGGAAACUGCAGAGAAAAAUUGCCGAGUCAGCUUUCAAGGAAUUUUUAACAAAACAAUGGAGGAUCUUACACGUUGAAGUCGAGAAACUUCUCGCGAGACUACGUCCUCGCGUGGGAGAGCCUCUUGACCUUGCUCCUGAGUUUGAUUUGGCCAUAUUAAAUAUCAUUUGCUCUUUAUUGUUUGGCGUUCAUUAUGAUCACAACGAUGAAGAGUUUCGACGGAUUGUGUAUUUUAACACCUGUUUUACAGAAGGUUUAAAACCUGGUCAGCUCGUCGAUGUGUUUCCCUGGCUUGCCAACUUCCCGUUACCAGGCCUUGAGAAACUACGAGACGCGGUUGCAAUCCGUGACGAAAUAUUGCAUGCAAAGUACACUGAACACAAGAAGAAUUUCGACAGGCAUAACAUCCGGGAUUUGACUGAUGCGAUCUUGAAAGCAAAAGAGGAAUUCGUUGACUGCGAAGACGAAACCUUUCUGACUGAAGAUCAUUUAAUUGCCAUACUGGCGGAUACUUUCAUAGCCGGAUUUAAGACAACUGCUACUAGCCUUAGAUGGUUAUUUGUUUACAUUCUCAAUAAUCCGGCCGUACAACAACGCAUCCACAAGGAACUUUCUUCCAACUCGAAACCUCCUACAUUAAAAGAAAAGCCAGGACUCCCAUAUCUUCAAGCUGCUUUAACUGAAACAUUAAGAUGCGCCAGUCCCGUUCCAAUUCCCAUACCUCAUAGGGUAACAGUGGACACACGGCUUUGUGGAUAUAAUAUCCCCAAGGAUACCACUGUGUUCCUAAAUCUCUGGGGUAUCAACCACGAUCCACAUUGGUGGCAAGAAGCAAGUGAAUUUAAUCCAGGGCGGUUUUUUAACGCGCAAGGGAUCUACGUGGCACCGUCUACUCUCAGAUCUAGCUACAUUCCUUUUUCUACGGGACGGAGAGUGUGUCCUGGGGAGAGUCUUUCAAAUGCCAUACAGUUCUUGUUUGCUAGCAGUCUCUUGCACGAGUUUGUUUUUGAAAUUCCACAAGGAAAUGAUGCUCCAGACACAGAAGAACUGACAACGGCGGUCUUGGAGCCCAAACCUUUUAACGUCGUUCUGAAAAGACGAUAAUUAUUUUAUUUUUUCUCCCAUUUUGUAAAGGUUCCCGCCUAGUUUAAAAUAAAAUGUGUUCAGUUCA